Molecule: messenger RNA, 1596 nt
Organism: Enhydra lutris kenyoni (northern sea otter)
Lineage: Eukaryota; Metazoa; Chordata; Mammalia; Carnivora; Mustelidae
Product: docking protein 3
Exons: 5
Coding region: 46-1389 (447 amino acids)
Biological process (GO): cell surface receptor protein tyrosine kinase signaling pathway; positive regulation of MAPK cascade
Cellular component (GO): cytoplasm
Source: RefSeq, a predicted model, not a curated record
CUCCUCAGGCCCUCGGAGUGGCAGUCCUGGGGCCUGGCAGCGGCCAUGGAGCCUCUGGAGACUCCCGUCAAGGAUGGCAUCCUCUACCAGCAGCACGUCAAAUUCGGCAAGAAGUCCUGGCGGAAGGUAUGGGGUCUGCUGUAUGCAGGAAGCCCAUCAGGUGUGGCACGGCUGGAGAGCUGGGAGGUCCGGGAAGGUGGCCUGGGGCCAGCAGGGGACAGGCCUACAGGACCCAGCCGGCGUGGGGAACGGCGAGUCAUCCGCCUGGCAGACUGCGUGUCUGUGCUGCCGGCUGACGGCGAGAGCUGCCCCAAGGACACCAGCGCCUUCCUGCUCACCACCACAGAGCGAAGCCACCUACUGGCCGCACAGCAUCGCCAGGAAUGGAUGGGCCCCAUCUGCCAGCUGGCCUUCCAGGGCACAGGGGAGUGUUCCUCAGGCCCAGGGGAGAUGGAAGCUUCCAAGAGGGGCCUGGUCCCCAUGGAGGAGAAUUCCAUCUACUCCUCCUGGCAGGAAGCAGGCGAGUUUCCAGUGGUGGUGCAGAGGACCGAAGCUGCCACCCGCUGCCAGCUGAAGGGGCCCUACCUCCUAGUGCUAGGCCAAGACACCAUCCAGCUGAGGGAAGCCUCCAGCCCCCAGGCCCUCUACACCUGGCCCUACCGCUUCCUGCGAAAGUUCGGCUCUGACAAGGACGUGUUCUCCUUUGAAGCUGGACGCCGCUGUGACUCGGGCGAGGGUCUCUUCGCCUUCAGCAGCCCCCGAGCCCCUGACCUGUGCAGGGCAGUGACCGCUGCCAUUGCCCGCCAGCGGGAACGGCUGCCAGAGCUGGCUGGACCCCGGCCCUGUCCCCUGCCUCGGGCCACCUCCCUGCCCUCACUGGACCCGCCAGGAGAGCUUCGGGAAGUGCCCCUAGGGCUGGAGCCGCCCAGCUCUCGGAGGGCACUACUAGCAGAUCCGGGCCCUCAGAGCCUGCCUCCACAGCUAAACCCGGUGCCCCGCGAUGAGCCGGUGUCUGGGCUCUAUGCAUCAGUGUGCAAGCGGGCCAGUGGGCCCCCAGCCAACGCCGAGCACCUCUAUGAGAACCUGUGCAUGCUGGAGGCAGGCCCCGUGCUGCCCAGGGACAAGGACCCGGGGCAGGAGGAUUCCAGCCGCCGCAGCCCCCUGGCCAGCCCCAUCUACCACAACAGCGAGGACCUGGGCUGGCCGGGCCCCACCCAUGACAGCAGCCUGGAGGCACAGUACCGGAGGCUGCUGGAACUGGAGCUGGGCGACAGUGAUGAAACUGCGAGCUCUGGCCGCCCCAGUGCUCACACGGGCUUCAAGGCCAAGCUGGUGACGCUCCUGAGCCGUGAGCGGAAGAAGGGCCCGGCCCCCUGUGACCGGCCCUGAAAGUCCUGUGUGGCUCUGGGACAGGAGAAGAGAAAGGUGCUCUGCUGUUCCCGGGCCAGGGCCAAUAGUGGACAUCUGGGACACACCCCUGCAUCCACGCUGGCCCCGGGUGGGUAAGGCAGGCAGGCUGGGGGGGACCCCACCCGCCAUCCCCCACUGCCAUGUACAGUGUAGAGAUUUUCUGGUAAUAAAACCUCCCAGCUCUGC